Messenger RNA from Penicillium taxi, 2190 nucleotides. RefSeq lists its product as uncharacterized. Gene Ontology annotation, molecular function: actin binding. The record is from RefSeq and is a predicted model, not a curated record. Gene Ontology annotation, biological process: actin cytoskeleton organization. NCBI's taxonomy places the organism in Eukaryota, Fungi, Ascomycota, Eurotiomycetes, Eurotiales, Aspergillaceae. The transcript is spliced from 5 exons. The annotation marks the transcript as partial.
CCUCAGGUCUCCCACGUUCUGAAAACAACCCCCAUUUCUUCCACGAGUUGCCUUGUCGCAGCCCUGUCACACUCGUCAUAUCCUAUUCCUGAGGGAAUCAAUAUGGCUGCUUUGGUUCAAACGAUUUCACAACAGAGUGGCACAGUUCCCGUGCUCCAGACGCGUCCAUCUUCCUCCAGCACCUUGACUUCAUCACAAACACCAGUCCGCUUCCAGCAGAACAUGUCGUGGACCCCUUUCAAUUCGGGAAAUUCGGGCACCUAUCGAGCAGGUCAACAAGUUGUGGCUCCAUAUUCUUUCGCUCCAAAUAUGAAUCAUGCCCCCAACUCCCAGAAUCGAAUGUCCUGGUCUCCCCAUUUGCGACCUGAGCACCGCACCCUCUCUGCCCCCGUCAUCCCUAAGGGAUCUCCCAAUCCGACAUACUCCGGUGCUAAUCCACGAGUCGCCCACGCUGCAGCUGGUUCUGUAACGACUUCAUCCAACUCUUCUUCUCGCUCCUAUUCUUCCCCCAAUCGGUAUCGCCGGACCAGUCACCGAAACGAUAGCGCCCGCUCUCAAUCUCAAUCUCCAGUACCAGCCCCAACCACGGCCGCUACAGUAGAUGAUUCAGCGGGCAGUACGUUCGUCCCUCAACCGAUUACACGACCGCGUUUGGUUGGCCACAGCCGUGUCUCCAGCAUGGAUGACACAUCUCACUCGGAACGCCCGCAGCUGGAUAUAGCUCAACGGUAUCGUCGCCGAAGCGUAGGAAACAUGGAUUCUUCUGCAUAUGCCAACCUGCAAAUCGAAAUGCCGGUCUCAACACCCACGCCAACACAGUCCAGCUCAUACGACUUUAUUGCAUUUGACUCAAACUCAUCGAAACCCGCACCUCACUCUCCCGAUAGCCAGACCAGCAAUCACUCGCCCAAAUCUUCGGCUUCAUCGGUAGCACGAGGACCAUCACCCGACUUGGCUCAAUCACUUAGCAAGGCCGUGAAGCCCGAUGAAAAGAAAACAAGCAAAGUGUCACCUUUAUCAGCACCGCCCACGGCUCCUAUGUCCGAGCCAAAAGCCAACCCCCGUCCUAAUACCGCAACUUCACCACCAACUGCAGAUUCUCCGGCUGCGAGGCGUCUGACCGAACUGAAGAAUGAUACCCGCCGCCCCGGUAAAUCACGUCUGCGCCGCGCAUUCUCCUUUGGUAGCUCCUCUGAACUUCUCAAGGCAUCCUCGCAGACCAAACGCGAGGCCCAGGCUGCAGAACAGGCCCGACGGGAAGCUCUACGUGAGGAACUAGGCGAAGAACACGCGGCAAUCGCAGAGCAACAGGAGGCCAGUGGGCUGGGAUCAAGCAUCUACACCAACCAAGGCCAAAUAUUCACUGGAUCCACCGACGCCUUGUCCAUAUCAUCGACAGCAUCAUCGGCUUCAAUGAUGCUCCGUAAAAUGGGCAAAGGCAUGAAGAAAUCGACUCGUUCCCUCGUCGGUCUUUUUCGUCCCAAAUCAGUUGCCAGUGUCGGUUCCAUCGAUGCCCCUGUGGAAUCUAUGACUGCUCCCAAGGUCUCUGUCGUCAACGUGGAAGCUGAGCGAGAGAUUGUUCCGGCCAAUUCGAACCCGCAUGACCUCACUCGUGGAGCCACGGUCUUCCCCACAGUCGAAGUGAAUGGAGAUAUUCGGCGGUCUAUGUCGAUUCGCGAGCGACCUCUCUCAGAAGUCUCUCAAUCUCGUAAAAGCAUUCUCGGAGGGGAGAAGGAUCGGGCGGAGGUGUUGAAGUCCAUGAAGAGGGGCAUUCUCAAGAAAAGCUUUUCUGAUGUGGGAGUCUCCACACUUGUUCAAGCCCCAAGCGACUCGCCGCAUUCCAGCGCUCCUCCUACUCCCGAUGAAUCAAGUCGUCCUGGACCCUCUGUGGGCGAGCAAGUGACCAUCGCCGGUGACGACUAUUUCAUUUCGGAUGCAGCACGAUUCUCAACCGCCGAAUCGAAAAGCGCCCCAAUCACUCCUCAACCUGUCGGACGAAACAUUGUCUUCAGUCCUCGCAUCCAGUUCCACGAGACCUGGCCCAGUGGCGAGUAUGAUCGCCGUGGAGAGAUUGCGACUUGCAACCGCCUCACACCACUGCUUGCUCAGCAGAUCCGGGAGGAGAUUAACAACUUCAAGAUGGAGAUGGAGGUUCAUGAGAACUCUAAAAUCUACACACACUUCAUUUAA